AUGCGCAAGGCGCUGAGCGGCCGGGCGGCCGUCAGCGCGCUGGGCGGCGGAGGCGGCAAGGCGGCGGGCGGAGGCGCCAAGGCCGCCAAGAGGGCUUCGGGCGCCAGAGCCGCAGGCGACAGGGACGCCUCGACGUCGCCGCACCCCGAGGACCGCGGUGGCAGCCCCAGCGCCGAGGCGGCGGCGCCGGUCAUGUUGAACGCCCGCGGGGAGCCGGUGGUCGUGGCGCCGAGCGGAGGCAGGCUGCGGGCGUUGUCGCUCAGGCCGCCGAGGGGGUCCCGUGUGGCCCAGCCGAGUUUGCCGAGCCUGGAUGCCGCGGAGCAAGCGCUGGCGAGUCUGGACAAGGACGCACGACGAAUGCGACCCUCCCUGGAGGAGGCGAGGCAGCUGGAGGAGCUGAUAGAGCACACCCUGCGCGAGCAGCAGGAUGAUGCGAAGCAGCCGAGGCAGGGCUUCCGGCGCCCUUCCGUUCACAAAGGCCCCAAGAUCGAGCUGCUGGGCAGAAGCCGAUCGCCCUCGCCUGGCGGCGCCGGUUCCCACGAGGUGGUGCGCAACAGAUCUCAGGAGAGGCAGCUGAAGCCCUCCAGCACCCUUGUCGUGCCGCAGCAGACCAGCGGCAAGAGGCUGAGCGGGACUCCCACCUCCGACGAGCUGCUGCACGAGGCGCCGGAGCUGCAGAGCGGUGAGGAGGCGGACGCCCCUGCCUCCCCGCGCCUGGCGACUCCGAGUGCGUCCUCUAGCGCAUCCUCUGCGGCCCUGGCUGCGCCAGAAGACAGCAGCCCCGCCCCGCAGGCCGCUCCCGACACCCAGCGCAGGGAGAAGGCUGCUGCGAAGCGGAAGGCCGGGGCCGCGGCCGCCAAGAGGCUCCGCCCGGAAGGCUCCCUGCCGACCGCGGGCAGGACCGCGCCCGAGGCCGCGGCGGCCGCGCCGCGGCAGCCCGGCGAGGCGCCGGACGCGCCAUCCCCGGCGCCGGCGGGGCGGAGCUCGCUGGCGCGCGCUGCCUCGGCCUCGCCCGCCAGCCAGGAGACUCCCGGAGGAGGUGACGGCCCCGCUGUCGCGGAGGACGCAGACCUCGCCGCCCCGGCGGCGGGAGGCUCCGACGCAGAGGCGGCCUCGCCUCCGGUGCCGCGGGUCCCCUCGGCCGUCGGGGCCGACUCGCCGGCGUCCACCAGCGAGGCUUCGGCCGAGGAAGAGGAGGCCAUUCCGACGAUUCAGGGGACCAAGGUGGAACUAGUUCCAAAAGAGCCCGUCACCAGCCCGAAGGCGAUGCUGUCGAAAUUUCAGAACGCCGUCAGGAUGGUUCAGCAGGAGAAGGCCAAAAAGAGGCAGCUUACUCUGGAUGUGUUCAGGGAAAUCGUGAAGGAGAGGUCCCGCCAGCAGCUGAUGGCCUUGUCAUGCAAGGAUCUCCGCGAGGAAACUCAGAAAAUGAACGAGUACUCGGAGGAGUUGCAGAAGAGCAUCUUGCAGAUGACAGGCAAGGGUCCCCCGAAGGUCAGAGUGAACGCGAAGCACGAGGCAAACGAAUCUCUCUUCAAGGAGGCCGCCGCCCUGCAACGUGAUCUGAUGGAGCUGCGCGACAACUACCACAAGCUGAGGAAGACCAAGCGGGUGGAGGAUGCCCCCCAGCCCCAGGUGCAGCGGGCAGCCACCCUCGCCGCCCCCGCCGCGCAAAGGCAGCCUCGCGUGUCCGCCGCCAGCAGCGUCAGCAUGGACUUCUCUGGGCUUCCGCAGCCGGGAGCCGCCGCGCCCUCGACGGCGGCCAAGACCUUCCAGUCGGUCCAGAGGCGGAUGUCGUUGGCGAUGAGGCUCAAUAAGAAGGUCAUCUAG
Molecule: messenger RNA, 1827 nt
Organism: Prorocentrum cordatum
Lineage: Eukaryota; Dinophyceae; Prorocentrales; Prorocentraceae
Source: the annotation of a GenBank genome assembly